UUAAUGAAUGUCCAUCACAGAUCCUACUGAGUAACCAACUAGAAUUGAAAUGGCUGCCAGAUUUUUUCGUUGUUUCUCAUCGAAAACGUCAUCUGCUAACCCUAAAGUAUUUUUCGAUAUAAACAUAUCAGGAGAAAAAGCUGGACGUGUAACCUUUGAACUCCGUAAAGACAUUGUUCCAAAAACUGCUGAAAAUUUUCGAUGUCUUUGCACCGGAGAAAAGGGUUUUGGAUUUAAAGGAAGCCAUUUUCACAGGAUUAUACCAGGAUUUAUGUGCCAGGGAGGGGACUUUACCAGCGGAAACGGGACUGGUGGAAAGAGCAUAUAUGGAGAAAAAUUUAAGGAUGAAAAUUUUCAAUUAAAACACACAGGUCCUGGUAUUUUAUCAAUGGCCAAUGCUGGCCCGAACACCAAUGGUUCACAGUUUUUUAUUUGUACUGAAAAGACUGAAUGGCUUGAUGGGAAGCAUGUGGUAUUCGGCAAUGUCACAGACGGUAUGGAUGUUGUCCGUAAUAUGGAAAGUAAGGGUACGCGAGGUGGACAGGUUUUAAAAAAGGUGACCAUUGAGGAUUGUGGUGAAUUAUCUUCUGAAGAAUAAAAUCAUGCUUUUUAAAUUUUUAUUAAAAACUUGCAGUCAAUCAAAUUCUACAUUUGUGUGGUUUGAAUUUUUUCACUCGGAGUUAUACUAGUGGUUCUCAACUGUUUCUCUUUCGUGGCCCUUAACUUGUUUAUGCAAGUGAAAAACUAUGUUCAAUCAAUUGCCACUACAAUCGAAAUUUAACUAUAGUGAUACAGAUGAAACUAGCAAUGGGCCAUAUUCCACUGAUUAACACCGCAUGGCCCCCAGAGAAGUACCAAUUUUGAAUCGUGAAUUGAGUUUUCAAUUUAAGUUUAAAAUUCUUCAGCCCAUUAAAUCUUUUUAUGCAAGUGUGAAGUACGAAAAAAGUA
This is a messenger RNA of Styela clava, 948 nucleotides long. RefSeq names its product peptidyl-prolyl cis-trans isomerase A-like. Gene Ontology annotation, molecular function: cyclosporin A binding; peptidyl-prolyl cis-trans isomerase activity. Gene Ontology annotation, biological process: protein peptidyl-prolyl isomerization; protein folding. NCBI's taxonomy places the organism in Eukaryota, Metazoa, Chordata, Ascidiacea, Stolidobranchia, Styelidae. The record is from RefSeq and is a predicted model, not a curated record. Gene Ontology annotation, cellular component: cytoplasm.